Molecule: messenger RNA, 5580 nt
Organism: Cydia pomonella (codling moth)
Lineage: Eukaryota; Metazoa; Arthropoda; Insecta; Lepidoptera; Tortricidae
Exons: 11
Coding region: 118-4530 (1470 amino acids)
Source: RefSeq, a predicted model, not a curated record
GCACGUGUGACAAUCGCAUACUCUCAUAGUUUAAAUUAUACUUUUUUCGUAUAUUGAGCACUAUAUCACUAACAUCAAGCAAUGUUUUAUAAUAUAUAGUGUAGAACCACAAUAAAAAUGGCACUGAAUCCUUUAAACGAAUUAAAACGGCGCUUGGAAGAUAAAACAAUAGUCCUACCAAAACGUCUCUGUCUGGCGCGAAAUGUCAUCCACUCCCCACACUUCCCUGCUGGUCCAAAGGAGAGAGUCGUUGCAGAAUGGCUCGAUGGAAUAACAAAGCAGAAUGGACUCUCUGGAGGGGAGCUAAGGAAUAUUCUAGGCUGGAUCAGUAUUGGUGAUGAUUUGAGUGGCGAUUUGAAAACUACACUAAUACAGAUUGUGUCAGAUUAUGUUAAAAACAGCACAUUAACACUUGAGGAUAUCCAUUCAAUUCUCAACUUCUUGGAAAAUGAAAAACUUGCCAAACAAGUUACAGAAAAUAUUGAUGAAAACCUAUUUGUAUCCAUUGCAUUACUGCGAUUAUUAAGAAACACUGUUAUCAAAGAUGUAAAUAAAGUUAAUAUUCUUACAACAAGAAUUCUAACUCACCUCACAAAACACUAUAAAGAGUCAAAGAAGAAACUUGAAUUUAUAAUAAAACUAUUAGAUGGAGAAAACUUAGAAACAAUAUUCAGUUUACUAGAUACUGAAAAUCGUAAUUUGGUUAUAGAGUUAUGUCAGAACAUCCUUUUUCCAAUGAAUAAAAAAACUUUCUUCAUCAGCUUCUUACAGACUUUAGUAAGAAAAGAUAAUAUUGAUGAAUUGAUUGCGGAAAAAGGAGACAAUAUUCAGUCAGUGUUGAAAAUAAUGAAUACAUUCUUCGAGUUCCCAAAAGGCCGCACUUCAAAAGACUUCAAUUUCUUAUGUAAUUUUGUUGAUGUUUUUGUGUCAUGCUUUAAAGGAGAACAUCAGCUUAUAUUUGCUUUAUAUAUAAUUACUACUUCAUCUUUGAACAUGACGCAAAAGUAUUUAAAUCCUAACAUGAUUUUAUCUUCAAUUGUAUUUGAAGAAAAUGAUGACAAAAUUAAAAGGAAUAUUUUUCUUAAGUUCCUUGAUAUUUUACUAAAAAACGAAGUUGAUAUCAGUGUCAGAUUGACAGAUACUUUUGGUGAGAAGAUAUCUAAAGUUGAGAUUAAAAAGAACUUUACUGGAUUUCUCCAAAGCAUUAUGAUGGGGCUCUUGAAACUAGAAGGAAAGCCUGAUAAAACUACAAUGAAUAUAAUAAAUGUAGCAUUGCAAUUGGAUCCAAUAUUAAUUGAACAAAAGUUAGACACAAUCCUGCCACCAAUUAUGGCUGCUAAGAAAAAUAAUUCAAGCACUAUGGAAACAUACACCUCCAUGGUAAAAUGCCUUCUACACACCUUAUUUAAACUUAGCAGAGGCACUUUAUUCAUCACGCAAAUACUACCAAAUGUAAAACUUAUUUUAGAAGCUUGCAACCCAGAGCAAUUUGAAUUGAUACAAAAAUCAAAAGAAGAUGAUUCAGAGAAGAUCAAAAGUAAGAUAAUCACAAGCAAUGAUAUCAUACCACAAGAAUGUGUGGAAAUGUAUGGAAGAUGGACUUCAGAGUUAAUGUUUAGGCAAAACAGUGAACUACUGGUGACUUUACACAAAGAUUUCCAAGUACACUGCCUUAUGAUGUUGGAAGAAGGUUAUGUCAGUCCCUCGAUCAUAACUCUGGCUGAAGUCCUGGCGGCCAUUUUGUGCAGCUUUUUCGAGAACAGCAAGAUGGCAGACCACACGGUCCCGCGCCACAUCGCGGAGGAGUUCUGGAACACAUUUGGAAACUUCGAGAAUGAAUGCUUGAAGAAGUUGGGAGAGUGUGUACUGAAACUAAAUUAUAAUCCCAAUUUAGCUAACGCAUUUUUAAAGCUUUGCGUAAGCUUCUCCAGACUGAAACUGAUUAAUUUAAAAUAUGGCAACAUUAAAGUGGACAUGCAGGCUGGCAACACCAGUGCAGUUAUCGACUUUAGCCCGAUACUGCCGUGUUUGAAGACGAAACAAUGGGUAACGCUGGCUGGUAAGGUUCAGGAGGAGGAUUCAAGGUUGCAAUUGGAUCACCUAGUAGCCAACAAAAUCCUAGCAGUGGAGUUACUAAAAACAAACCCAAAUAUAAAAACAGAGUCGGAAAUAGAAGACAAAUCACACUUAAUAAAGCAACUUACCAGUUCGGAUUGCUUAAAAGAUGACAGUUAUUUUAACAAAAUUGUAAUGACGAACAUAGAAAGGGGACACGCAAAACAACUGGCAAAAUACUUAGUGAAAUUAUAUUUAAGUAAUAUCGAAAUAGAUAUAUUUAAACGUAGUUCCGUGAUAAAUAAUAGACCAUUGCUAAAUGCUCUGGUGUUGGAGACAUUGAAAAAUAUAAGUAAAUGUCUAGAAAACGCAGAUGAAUUGACAAAAGCUUUGAGUAAAUCAGAGUUUGAUUUGACAUUAUUUUUAAAAGACAUUGAUGUGAAAGAGUAUUUUAACAAAUUAUCUGUAACCGAAGAAAGUGAAGUAGCUGGAUAUUUGGAAAUAUUGAAGCAAUUGCAGAUCUACUAUUUGGAAGAAAAAUAUCAAUUGGCAGCGAUUUUUUUAAUGUUAGCAGUGAAGAAAAGUGUUAGUAAAAAAUUGAAACGCAAUAUUGAUCAUAUUUUGCAAAGUAUUUACGAAUUAACCCCAAAGAAUCCGGACUUAUACAAAAUAUUCCCAGUGAAUUUCUUGUUUUCUUUCACAACAUUAGAUUCACGAGAAGAUUCACAACAAGACAUAACAUUAAUAGAAUUAAUGACACUUAAAAUAAAAACGUCCAAUAACCUGCUUCUGAUCAAAAGCACAUUAGAAACUGGAGUGAAAAAAGUUAAAACCGACAGCGAAAUUGUCAAAAGCAUAGUCAAAAUACUUCUCAAAAAACAAAAAAGCAAAAACAACUCAACUGAGUAUUUCUGCGAUCCAGUAUUCCAAAUAAGCUGUAUAAUUUUACCGAUUAUAGCUAAAGAGAAACGAGCUAUUACUACAAGCGCUUACAGAUCUAUAUUAGCCGAUUUGCAAGAAAAAAUACACAAGACUAUGCUGGAUGCGUUUAAAAAAAUAGAUUUUAGUGAAACUAGAUCGUUUAGUCAAGAUACUGGCAACAUUGAAGACUCGGUAGUUUCUGACAAUAUAAUGGCGGCACUGAAUGCGAUGGAGGCAUAUUCCCUCACAUUGUCGAAGUAUUGUGAAACAAAUGAUGCUGCGGAAAGUAAGAAUUUGGACUUCCUUUGGUCCGGAUUGAAUUUCUUCAUAGAAAAUGCUAUACAAGCGAUCCAAAACCCAGACUCCAAAGCACCACACAUCGAAUCAUCUAUACACCUACUAAACGUAUCACUGCGUUACAUGAAGAAACUCGAAACCCACGACAUUUUCAAAGACAAGGAUGGUUUGUUUUUAAAAAUAUGGCGCAGCAUAAAAAACAGAUUGCUUAUGGCUUAUGAUAAAACACAAAAGAAGAGAAUUAGUGAUAGUUGCUUGGAACAUAUAAGUACUUCUUUGAAGUUUGUAUUGGAGUUGUCGUCUAUUGAGUGCUUUACUAAGCAGUUUGUUGGUGAUUUAGGCAGUUUGGCAACUCUGAAGGAUCUACAAUCUCUAAAAGAUGAAACUACAGCGAACACAGUCUUAACCUCUCACAAAGUAUCGAAAUACUUGACCACACAAUGUCUCAAAGCCAACAUAACGGGCCCAAAAUGUGCCGCCUUGUCCAAACAAACGUACAACACAUGUAAAACAUUAAGGUCCUGGCUUAAAGAUAAUUAUGAGUAUGGUUUGGAAGUGAAAGGAGAGAGGAUAGUGGUUGAGGAGAAGGAAGUGAUAGUGGGAGACGUUGUUUGUGAUGUGUUGAGGAGUGGUUUGGAGGUGCUGUCGGAAAUCGUUUUGGGUGCAAGGAGGAUAAUCCUCGACUACAAGUUCCUAGACUCGAUCUUCGAGCUCCUCCACCAGAUACACGGCAUUCUGUGCUGUAACAAGCGCGUAAGGUGCACAGUGGCCUGGCCGGCGUUCUUUACGCUGUACGACGGGUCGACGGCCGUGUUGAACAGUUUGCUCGUGUCCAGGGAGGAGAUAUUGGAAGACAGAUGGCCGUGCUACAUGCAGUGCUACAGGGCGCUUGUGUUUUCCCUGUGCGAGCGAUCUUCCUCGCAAGUGAAAUUGGACAAAGCUACAGAAGAUCGGCUCGCUGAGGCAGCACAUUCUAUUGAAAAAUUAACCCAAUCCAUCUGCAAGCGAAAAACCCACAUAUCCCGCCUCGCAACCUACACCGUAGCCGACAUCUCCUCCUGGCUGGAACGCACGGCCCCUUGCAAGAUGGUCCGCCAACAUCUAGAGAACUCCGUAGUACUGUUCAUACAGGCGUCCGAUAGUACGCACGCUAUGGCGUUCUUGAGGAGGGCAUUAGCGGGCUCGCCAGGGCAGAUGACUAUGACUAACUUGUAUACUAUGUAUAAGAGGUAUCAUAAGUAUACAGGCAAUGCCUAAUAAAAAACUAGAUAACUUCGUAGUACUGUUCAUACAGGCGUCCGAUAUUACGCACGCUAUGGCGUUCUUGAGGAGGGCGUUUGCUGGCUCGCCGGGGUAGAUGACUAUGACUAACUUGUAUACUAUGUAUAAGAGGUAUCAUAAAUAUGUGGGCAAUGCCUAAUAAACAACUAGAGAACUCCUUAUCACUGUUCAUUCAGGCGUAUGACUAAUUUGUAUACUAUGUAGUAUUAUAGAGACCGUGCGCGUUGGAGGGUCUGCCAUCUUGUGACCUGAAUCGGAACCAUAAACAUGUACACGUCACGUGUUUUCUUGUGCAUAGUAAGUGCUGCCAUCUUGUGGGCUACAUCGGAACAAUAAACAUCACAUUUACUCCUUGCGCCAAAAAUCUGACGGCUCCUGUGCUGCCUCCUACAGUUCAUGCACGCUCCCUAUAAAUAUGUGGGCAAUGCCUGUCCAUACAGGCGUCUGAUAUCUUGACUUGAACUUAAAAUACGCAAUUUUAGUUUUGAUCGAACUCGUCGAUUAUUUAUUUUUUAUCAAAACAAAAAAAAACAAGCGUGAUAUUCGCGAUCACGCUUACUCUCAGUGAGAGUGAGACAAGAACGGGGGGAGAGUGAGACGGGGCCUUAAUAAGAGAAACCUAUCAAAUGAUAAUAUUAAACAUAUACAUGUGUCAGUAGGCCUAGCACAUGAUUGGCGCGACAGUAACUCGCGGCGAGAUAGACUACCCAUCUUUUCCUAACUAUGUUAAUUAAAGAAGGACGGGAUACUGUCGCGCCAAUUAUGUGCUAGACCGGCUGGUGAUUUAUUUGACUUCUGAUUUAUAAUCGAUGUAAUUGCAAAACAAUUUAGACCUUUAUUUUACCUCUUAUGUUUGCACAACUGAAUUCAUUGUAAAAAGGAAAAAAAAAAAUCGUAUGCAUUAAUUAUAGGAAAUGAAAUAAUGGAAGACAUCUGUAUGUAUUAAGCUACUAAGUUUCAAAAUUCAUUGAUUUCCUGUGGAAGUUGUUAUUGGUUGGAUGAAUAAAGAUGUUUAUUUAUAUUAAA